GCACUAUUUCAUUGAACGUACGGCUAUCAACACCACGUCAGAAAAUGUGCAUGUUGUUGUUAGGUGUUCCGAAUUCUGAUUUAAUUAUAAGAUUAUGACAAACUGUUCUUCAACAGGGCUGAAGCUAGCGUGGAGAAGAGGAAGUGCUGUCUGAAAUGAGAUUUCUGUAAGCUGCAAACGAUGCCCGUGAAUCGAGCGGCCAUAUUCCAGCUGACGUUGCUGUUACUGAUUGUUCCCAUUCAGUAUCUAAUCACCCAAUGGAAGCCAGUCAGUAACACAGAGAGGACGCACAACUUGCAAAAUUUAAUGGUCAAACUAACGGCGUGGAAAAAGAAAGUCCUGUCGUUAAAGACAUGGAAGCAGUGCUAUGAGAAUGCCAUCAAGUAUGUGACAGGAAGCUUUGAGAAGUAUGCCUACCCAACCACGGCUGAAGAUGACACAGACAGGGGAGAGUCCCCCGCUGUAGAGGUGCUUCGUUACAAGGAUAAAAGUGGAUAUUUUGCAGGGUCAACAGAGCCGAGGAGCCCGAGGUCAACAAAGGUCAAAUACCGCAUUGGUCAGGUGAUCCGUCACAAGGUCUGGGGAUACCGAGGGGUCAUCGUGGGAUGGGAUGAAACGGCAAAGGCUCCCAAAGAAUGGAUUCAGCAAAUGCAUGGCAAUCAUAAGCAUUGGCGCAAUUUGCCCAGUUACUCAGUUCUAGUGGACACAAGAGACCGGAUGGACGUCCAAACAACAUACGUCGUGGAGGAAAACAUAGAGAUUAUCAGAAAUACAAAGAUAGUACACCCCGACGUGGAGGACUAUUUUGAGAAGUUUGACGGCACGCGCUACCUGGCUCGGCCCUGGCUGAAAAAGAUUUACCCCCAUGACCAGUGACGUUUUUCCAAGCUUUUUUGUCCUGUUGAAAAGACCAGUAACCCAAAGUUUUAAUUCUUCCAAAGUUGCAUGUCCUCGACCUCUUUUUUUUUUUGGUCAUAUUGCAACCAGACCAGUUUGCUUUGUGUUUUUACAUUGAUUCAUUUUUUUCCCCUUAGAUCAAGAAGGUUUAGGAGUAAUUUAUUGGCCUGGUGAGCAGGGAUAAUCACCUUAUUAACCUUUGGGGGAUACUUGUCCAUGUAAGUCCCCUUAGUUUUUGAGAAAAAUGUUAUUAAAAUUACGGUCAUCUCCUCCCUCCAGUCAGUAGUUCUCAUGGGGCAAAAAAUCCAUGCUGUAAACGGGCAAUUCUUGAUAUGAUCGGCAAAGUGCAACAAAUGAAUGUAAAUAUUGUUCGACAAGUCAACGUGAAAGCAAUAUACACUCCUUUUCCCAAUGCAUUCCAACGGAUCUGCUAGUGACCGGCACCUUGACAGAUCUUAGGCUGCUGGCUUUAGUGCAUCCGUUGUUCAUUCUCUGGUUCUUAUUUCUUCCUGACCUGUAAUUUUGGCUUCAUUUUCUAUGCCGCCGAGCCUGUCUGGAAUUUCCUACCAAGAAGAAAAAUGAUGAUCAUAAGAAUUUUUUUGGGGGGGAAGGGAGAAAGAGAAAAUUUUUUUUUACCCACCAAGUAAAAAAAAAUGACAACCACGGAAUUAACUCUGGAUGCCCGUAUAAGCCAGUGGAUAAGGCAUUCAUUCAUAACCUUUGCAGUUGAAACCAAACUAACAUUCUUCAAAGCUUUGCUUCAUCUUUAGCAACUGGAUAAUUCAUAUUUGAAGACAUUCUUUUGAAAAUGCUGCUUCUUGAAUUGUGCCUCUCUUCCAUAGGUGUAAAUUAGUUACUUAGUUGAAAUGUCCAUCUGCAAUCUGGACAUGUUUGCUGAUCUUAUUAUUUCUGGGAUUGCUUAUCCCAAGUCCAAGAGCGAUCUUGCUCCGUGACUUGAGUUGAAAUUGGUCUCCAGCUACAUGAAUGUGUUAUCUCUUCCGUGAAUAAUCAGAAAUCAAGACACUAUGAAGAUUUUUCAAUUACGGCAUUUUAAGAUUUCUUAAAGAAGAAAUUGGCGAAAUGUGGAUGUAGCACAUGGUGAAGCCUGGAAAAUCUUUCACCGUUUUACUUGAAAAUUUCAUCUCAUUUACCCUUUUCAAAGCAGCAGUGACUUCUGUUUUCAGAUUGUGAAUGGGUCAAGAUUGCCUUCAAGAACAAACGGUACUUCAACUGAAUACAGUUGUCGUGUCGCCUUAUGUAUAUAUUAUUGUGAAAGGAAUAAAUUAUAUGCACUUGGCAAGCUUUAUUCUUUA
Messenger RNA from Acanthaster planci (crown-of-thorns starfish), 2210 nucleotides. RefSeq lists its product as uncharacterized. The record is from RefSeq and is a predicted model, not a curated record. Gene Ontology annotation, molecular function: DNA binding. NCBI's taxonomy places the organism in Eukaryota, Metazoa, Echinodermata, Asteroidea, Valvatida, Acanthasteridae.